Molecule: messenger RNA, 2837 nt
Organism: Culex quinquefasciatus (southern house mosquito)
Lineage: Eukaryota; Metazoa; Arthropoda; Insecta; Diptera; Culicidae
Biological process (GO): stabilization of membrane potential; potassium ion transmembrane transport
Cellular component (GO): membrane
Molecular function (GO): potassium ion leak channel activity
Source: RefSeq, a predicted model, not a curated record
AAUACCCAACUCAAAUUGUCCCCUAAACCCCACAUCAUAUCCCUUUACAGCAGUAAACCAAAAACCGACGACUCCAGCGACGGUGGCAAGGUCUCGGACACCGAGGUGCGCAAACGUCGCGAACGCAUCGAACGCUACCAAUCCGAACGGGGCAAGAACACUUCCACCGGCGAUGCUGGCACUGGAGAUUCUCCUGCGGCCACCAACUUGUCCCGCUUCAACGAGGAACGGCGCAAGUUUGAACUGGAGAAGCUCAAGUUCUUGCAGGAAAAGCGAGAGUUGGAUCGGAUGAGGUUGAGACGGUUCGAGAAUAGGGAAGAGCUGCUCGAGGAGCAGCGGAAGAAGCUCCAGGUUGAGCUGAGGAAUCGCGAGCGGGAUGAUCGUUCCAAGAGUAUCGAAGCUCCCGUGCUUCCACCGAUUCCUCCCACGAGGUCAAAGACGCCGGUAUCACCCGGGCCGACCAAGAAGUUGCUGCUGGUAGUGCCGAAGACUUCCAGCGCAUCGGCUUCGAGCAGCGAGGACGAGGCUGAUCACAACACGAGCGAUGAGGAGAAGAUGGCAACGAUUCGGAGGAGGUUUUCACCGAGGAAGCCGAAGCGACCAAAGUCGGGCAAGGUUGAACCGGUGAGGCAGCUACCGAGAACGCCGGAGCUGGCUACGUCUCCCGAGCCGGAGUCGGAGCUUCCGUCGGACUUUCCACCGGAGGCGGAGGAGCCGACCGCGCCGGAAGUGGUUGUGGUGGAAGCAGUCGUGGAGCAGGAGGUUAUUCCAGAGAAGGUCGAACCAGAGAUGGUGCUGACGCAGAGGAAGGUCGUGAAGGAUGAUAAGGAAGAUAAGAAGGUUGGCGUGGUGGAGGAGAAGAAAGUGGGAGAUGUAACAGAGAGCAAAGAUGAGAAGAAAGAGGAAAAGAAGGAAUUGUCCGUAGCGGAUGAGAAGACGGUCGAAGGACCGAAGGAGAAGAAACGAAGACGAGCGCUGCUGGUCUACGUGGAGAAGGACGGGGAUCAGUUCAGCUGGUCGGAGAUUCUGGGCGAAAUGAAAGACUUUUGGUUGGACUUUAUUGACGACAAUCCGUUGGAGAUCCGCCGAAUGCGUCUCCAGGUGAACGAGUGUUGCUUCUACUUUGGAGUGAUGGUUUUGCUUUGCGGCGUCGGAGGGAUCAUCUUCCGGGUCACGGAAGGAACCUUUGAGUCGCAGUACAAGUGUGGCGUGAAGCGCGUCAAGCGUGAUUUCAUCGACCAUCUUUGGUUGUCCAGUCAUAAUCAGAAGGAAGAAGACUGGAAGGCAACGGCUAGGGCUAGGCUGCGCAAGUUUGAGGAGGAACUGCAGGUCGCUUUCGAGGCAGGAAUGAAGACCUACAGCGGUAACACGGCGUGGAACUUUGUCAACGGUGUGAUCUACUCACUGACUGUGGUGUCAACAAUGGGUUAUGGUCACAUAACGCCGUCCACGACUACGGGCAGGGCGUUAACGAUUGUGUACGCCAUUAUAGGGAUACCGAUCUUCUUGAUAGUGUUGGCGGAUUUUGGCAAGCUGUUCACCAGAGGGAUCAAGUUCCUGUGGGCGUACGUUAGGCGGUUGUAUUAUACCGGGUCAUUCCGAAAGGUGCGCAAGACGUCGCAAGUUCAGGAUGUAAUGAAAGGCUUGAACGUCGUCUACGACAUGGUGCGCCGACCCAGCGGAGAUCACGAGCUCCAACCUGUGACCACCGCCAACACCUCAACCACCCCAAACCACCAACCCUCUACGGACCAACCCCAACCGUCAACAUCCGGCGACAUCGGCCCCUAUCCACCGCCCCCGCUAACCUGCGACUCACCGACCACGCCCCAGCCGGAGACGUUCGAGAUCGACGACGAGUUCAACCUGCCCAUCUCGAUCGCGAUCUUCAUCCUGGUCGCGUACAUGCUGUUCGGGGCUACGAUCUACUACACCUGGGAGAACUGGUCCUUCUUCGAGGCGUUCUACUUUGUGUUCAUCUCCAUCUCGACGAUCGGCUUCGGUGACUUUGUGCCGCAGCAUCCGAUCUACAUGAUGUGCAGCAUUCUGUACUUGAUCUUCGGGUUGGCCCUCACCUCGAUGUGCAUCAACGUGGUCCAGCUGAAGCUGAGCGAUAGCUUCCGGCAGGCCAGCGCCAAGAUCGGGGCCACCAUCGGGCUGCAGAUGACCGAGGCGGCUUCGUUGCAGCAGUCCCAGGUUCACACGCCGGGCACGGACGACCUGGCGGUGGUCCAAACGAGCACUCCGACGGCAAACGGGACGCAUCCGGCCAACGGAGAUGCCACCAUGACUCCGGUUCUGCCGGAGCGUGCCAGCAAACGGGACGAUAAGAAGAAUUGAGAUUGAUUCGUAACGAAUUCAGGAUGCGUGGGAGUGUAACAUUGCGACUGACUGCGACUAGAGUGCAGGAGCUAAUUGUUGAUAGUGGUUAAGAUUUAUCGAUUUUUUAGGGUCAGUCAGAGCGCGCGAAACAAUGCUUAGCACAAUCGCCAUAUUUUACAAAGGUUGACCUUAAACGAUAAGCACGCGCGUUUGCGGCUUGGCCUUCUUUUUAACACACGUACUUGUGCGAUAGUUUUAAGACAGAAAAAGCACCAAAAAUUCACGUAACAUUUGUACGAUUAUUAUCGCCUUCACCCUCUAACGUAGCGUAUAAUAGCUGUAAUCUCAAAGGUUAAGUUUUGUACGAGAAAAACGAUUUGUUAUUUGACGCAUGAUGAAGAGGCAUUGCUGAGAGUCGAACCAAAUAGCUUUUAUAAGAGGAAAGUAUCCUUACGUGUUGUUUUAUUAUAUUUAUUGAUGAUCGCUGAUGAAAUAAAGAAUGAAAUUAUCUUAAA